Molecule: messenger RNA, 974 nt
Organism: Camellia sinensis
Lineage: Eukaryota; Viridiplantae; Streptophyta; Magnoliopsida; Ericales; Theaceae
Product: ethylene-responsive transcription factor 1-like
Biological process (GO): ethylene-activated signaling pathway; regulation of DNA-templated transcription
Molecular function (GO): DNA-binding transcription factor activity; DNA binding
Source: RefSeq, a predicted model, not a curated record
UUCAUUCUUUAUAGCCAAAAUGUUUGAACAAACCAUCUCAGACUCCGACUUUGCUCUUCUCGAAUCGAUCCGUAGGCAUCUUCUUGACGAAUCCGACGUUUCAGAAAAUUUUCCGGUGAUGCAUCCAUGCAAUGCACCACCGGUUUAUGACUUGAGUUCGAGUUUUACUGCUUUUUCUUUUAUCGAGAAUUGCCAAGUAAUGCCAUUAAAUAUAAAUAGGUCAACCGAGACAAUGAUCGGGUUCGGAGUGAAGGAGGAGGAGGCCGUGGGGGCACGUGAGGAUCACGUGCCCCCAGAGUGGAGGAAGUAUAGAGGUGUCAGGAGGCGGCCAUGGGGAAAGUUUGCAGCAGAGAUAAGAAACCCUAAGAGGAAAGGUGUCAGGAUCUGGCUCGGGACAUACGAGACGCCCGAGGAUGCUGCGCUGGCUUAUGACCGAGCCGCUUUUAAAAUGCGCGGCUCGGGUGCUAAGCUUAAUUUUCCGCACCUUAUUGGCUCAGAUAACUCGGAACUAGUUAGAGUGACUCCGAGGCAACGAAAGUCACCGGAAACUUUGGCGCCAUAUUCUUCGUCGGAAAGUGAUUCUCCGAAGCGGAGGAAAAGCCAGGUUGGCUCAGUAUUGGCCGUUAAACCUGAGUUGGAAAGUGUUAGUGUUCGAAAUGAAUGACUAUAAAUUUAGUGUAAUGGCCACACUAUGUUAUUAUAGACACGUCAAAUAAUCAACCAAUAAUAAAAUAACACAUAGAAGAGUGAACUCAGUGCAUGUAAAAUAGGAUAAGAUCCCAUUUAAGUGGUCACAUUAGUUACUUGUAAAAUGUGAUAAGAUCCCAUGAAUUGUAGUUUGUUUUAAAUUUGGAUAGGUCACAAGAAAAAGAAAAAGAUGUUUUCAAAAUGAUUUGUCUCCAGCUUAUAUUUAUGGAUUGGACAGUCAAGUAUUGAGACGCAGUUACAAUGUAUUUGAUUACUUGAAGGGUAAG